Pomacea canaliculata is the source of this 4880-nucleotide messenger RNA. Its product is annotated as probable G-protein coupled receptor 139. Bases 836 to 2044 code for a protein of 402 amino acids. Gene Ontology annotation, biological process: G protein-coupled receptor signaling pathway. Gene Ontology annotation, molecular function: G protein-coupled peptide receptor activity. The record is from RefSeq and is a predicted model, not a curated record. NCBI's taxonomy places the organism in Eukaryota, Metazoa, Mollusca, Gastropoda, Architaenioglossa, Ampullariidae. Gene Ontology annotation, cellular component: membrane. The transcript is spliced from 4 exons.
UUCGUCGCGGAGGGAUUCUCACUUGGUGGUGGUGUGGUCGCGCAAAAAUAGUGCCGGGCACGCGACACGAGACGUGAUGGCGGAAGAUGGACAAAAGUGACGCCAGUCCACGAGCAGCGGCUCCCGAGCGGAGCCCCAGGCAGUUUCUGACCCUAUAUCAUCCUCACUGCUACCCUCACCAUAGCACUCGACGCCUCCGUUAUAUCAUUUAGUGAGCAUCUGAUUCGUGUGUUAAAAGGAAAAAAAAUGUGCGACAUCGAAGAAAUUUGUGGACAUACCGACUAAAGCGACAAUUUUGAAAAAUCGUAUUUUAAUCUCGUACCUGUGGCACUGAUUUCUUGGGACGCUGAGCCGCCAAUGUUUUGCACAGAAAACAAUUCAGUUUAGAAAGUGUUAAUAAAACCUUGUUGAACAGUUUUGAGACGGUACACUCGACAACAAAAACCUCUGCAACUCUCGGCUAAUGUUUUUCUACAGAGACGUCAGUGAACGCCAUCUCGUGGACCUUGUUUGAUGUUUCAUUUUCUUGUUGACCCUUGACGUCAGCCAGGAUCGAUUCCAGGAAGUUUCGGCAGUGAGGUCGUCAGUGAGGUCGUCGGCGUGUUAAAGCCAGACAGAUGCGUUGCCAGGACUGGCCAAUCAAACGCCGAUCCCAUGCGGGCUCUUGCAGCUGAAAACCAUAUCCUACCCAACAGGCCCACUACAUCUUCACGUAAUCAAUCUUCGACGAACUGUCGUCUGCGCUUAAAGUAAAGGCAUUUCUGUUGUCAUUGCCCCUGACAUUAUAACAGCCAGGAAGCCCCCUUGUCGUCACGGUUGGCGUUCAAAGCGAACGAUGACGAACGACAGUCUGGAGGAGCUGACGCCGCCCUUCCCCAUCGAGGACCUGCACGAGUUCCACAAAUGGUACUCCGGGGUGCACGGGUACCUGAGCCAGCUCGUCUGCCUCUUCGGCAUCCCCAUGAACCUCAUCAACAUCACCGUGCUGACCCGCAAGCACAUGCACACGCCCAUCAACUGCAUCCUCACCUGGCUCGCCCUGUCGGACAUGCUGACCAUGGCCAGUUAUGUCCCUUUUGCCUUCCACUUUUACUGCUUCCAUUCUCCUUGGAGCGUGUCGGCGGAAAAGAACACCAAGGGCUGGAUGCAGUUUAUGAUCUUCCACAUCAACUUCUCGGCCACCACGCACACGGUGUCCAUAUGGCUGGGCGUGACUCUCGCCAUCUUCCGCUACAAACACAUCUACUCGCCGGCCAAAGGCAACCUCACGCGCAUCCGGCGCCUGGUGCGAGCUCGACUGGCCGUGGUGGUGGUGACAGUUCUUUCUGUCAUUGGUCUCAUCCCCAACUACCUUACCAACCAACUUAUCCCUGUUAUGGCGAACAACCAGACAUUUUGGGUGAUAGAGGAUCUGCACCUGGCCACGCCCGACACCAAGCCCAUCGUUCUGCUCAACCUGUGGUUGUACUCGUUGCUGGCCAAGUUCUUGCCCUGUGUCCUGAUGGUGGUGUAUGGGGGGCUGCUGCUGACCACCCUUCGCGCCAGUCUGCGCCAGAAGCUGCGCCGGAUGUCCACCGUCUCCGUGUGCACCCCGGGUAGCAGCCGACCUGGCACCGACAACUCCCGCACCACCCGCAUGCUGCUGGUGGUCAUCGUCCUGUUCGUGGUGACGGAACUGCCGCAGGCGGUGCUCAUCUUCCUGAGCGUGACAUGGCGAGGAUUCUUCAUCCACGUCUACAUCCCACUCGGCGACCUGAUGGACAUGCUCGCCCUCAUCAACAACGGCGUCAACUUUGUCCUCUACUGCUCCAUGAGCCGCGACUUUCGAAAAACCCUCGUGAACAUCAUCAGGCCAGGGCGGCCUGGGGCUGACUUCUACGGCAGACGUCUCAGCGCCCCCUCGGCCACCACCCGGUCCUCUGGUCAAGGAGGGGUGUCUGCUAACGGCCUGUGCACGCCGCAUUGUGGCGAGUCCGAGCGUUCUCAUUCGAUUCUCAUUGUCAAACUGUCCGGGGAGAGCUUUGUGGACGCCACCAAGACGUAAGCCUCGCCGGUGAGGUCAGAGAAAGGAGGGACAACGAAAUCCCGUGAAACCGCAACGACGGAUGUCCAAAGGACCACGCACGUGUGCCAUACAGCCCCAUCGGGUGAAUGCUACUCACCCUGGCAAGGGAUGACUGUUCAGUAAAAGUGGAGAUGGCAACGAGAUGCUUGUGGAAAUUUUAGCCUUUUUGUGCAUUUCACAGCAUGUGAACUGGACUUAACAGGUGUCUCCGAUCUUUAAAGUGCGUCUUUGAUACGUUUGAAACUUUUGCUCAUGUAAGAGACUUUUUUGUAAAAUAAAUUUUAAGUUUUUGCCAAACGUACUGUUUGUGCUUCCUGUAUAUGCCCCACGUGUUUUAAAAAAAGGGGCUGGAAGCUUGAGGUGAGGGUGAAGUUUUUAAAUAUGAAUUUGUGGGAUUUUCCGUAAAUAAUAAAACUUGAUGAUUUUGAGCUCCGCCCUCAAAACCUCUCCUCUGCCUUAAAACGUGGCAGAAGGUUUAAUAACUGACUUGGCGAACAACAGGUCAUUGAACUCGUGGCAGUCAGAUAACUGUGAACACUGUCGCUUGGUGGUGAUUGUUAACGAACACAACAGCUAGGCAAGUGUGAAUGUGGUCUUUUCACUCUCAGUACAGUGGUCAUUGGUACGACUAUCAAACUGGACGCAGCGGAAGCCACAGCUGCCAAAUUUAUUGUGACCAACAGCGAAUCUCUAAGCCAACCGGAAACGGUACACGUGCGCCAUCGUGGAUCUAGACAAUCUUCUGCUGUUUACAUUAACCGAGAUGAUCAUCAAAAAGUUUGACGACCUCUCAUGUUUUUGAAUCGACAGAUUGUUUGUCUUUCCCAUCGGCAAACUUUCUGCUCUUCAUGGAUAUUUGUUCACCCGUUUCAUCGGCAUUUUAUUAGAAUUUUUCAUUUAGCAUUUUGUCAAAUCGAGGUUUGCAUAAAAUAAUUGUUUGGCAGAAAAGACAGGAGAAAAUACAAACUUCAACGUGAUUGCUGAAAACAUGAGAUUCUCUGUAACCGGCCUGGUCAGGUGUUCUGUAGUAUCUCUUCUUUUUUUUUUCUUCUUUUUUUUUCAACACUAAGGUUGUCCACUGUUUACCUCUUGAUACAGACGAGGCAGACGCUGAAAGACCAUUAUUUGUUUCACUUCAGUUGUUUUCUGCCAUUUCCCAUCUUCUUAUUCAUCUGGGGUUUGUAAUGUCGUCGUCACAAUGAAAACGCGGCUUGUCAGCCAAUCAAAAUUUAUCCAUUAGUUUUGGAUCAGGGAUCGGCAUUUGUGAGUUUUAUCUCUUUUGAUCUGUGAUAGUAGGAGCUCAUUCGUCGUCUCCAGGCACCACGCAGUCGCUCCGGAAGGACUGCCACUGAUGUUGUUGUUGCUGCUGUUGUUGUUUUUGGCUGCGAUUUCCUCUAGUCAUCGUCUCGUGCGAUGACUGUACGAUGACGUUGCUUUCUCGUCUGCUGCCGACGUCGACCGCCUUCCAGAAGUGUGGUCGCUGGUGUGGUUGCCGGUGUGGUACUCCAGCAACUGUCAUGUGUACGCUAGUUGUGGCCAGCCUAACGCCAGCCUAAUGCCAGCCUCACUCAUCCCGGUACACAUGGAUGCUACAGUUUGGAAGACACUUGAUACUAGCAUCUGUUACACAAAAUUUACAACAGUUUUACAAUGUUGAACUAUAUUUUCCCCUAGAUACCCGUUUGUGAUCUUUACACAACUUGUCGAAUUAUCUUUGUAUAGUUCACAGAAAAUAAUAAGAACUCACUGUUAUAUCUGUUCCUUUUAUUUUUCCGUCGAGACUGCAUUGUCUCUGCAAUACUUUCCACCUCCGAUGAUGUCGUAGGUGGACGUUUACUGGUAAAUGUCUAAUCUUAUUUCUAAGGAGCUCUCUCUUUUUCUCUUACAUUCGCAGUAAUAUUGAAUUUUGUUGAUGUUUCACUUAAGUUUAUAAAUUAUUUUUGUCCUAGUGUAUUGUCAAGUGUCAAAGGACUUUUGUACGGAGAUUGAGAUAAGUUGUAAAAACUUUCGUUGCCUCCAUCUUGAUUCGUUCUCAUCACGAACAUUAUUUUUGUUGUGACCUACCUUUUCUCCCCAUCUAUGUAUCUGCUGCAACGUUUUCUACCUGAACCAUCAGGUGUUGAAUGUCAAAGAUAUCGAUGAAAUAGAAAGUCUUUUUUCAUCUAGACAAAGAUGUGAUUUAAGUCCAGAAAUGUCAGGAAUUUUCUCGAAGAGGAUGCCAGGAUAUUUGGUGAUGUAUUCUUGUGUGAACACGCGCGUGCGUGUGUGUGUGAGGUGGGCAUGAAAGUGAGGUAUCAUUGUCUGCAAGAAUGUGUUACAUGUUCGUGUGUGUGUGUGUGGUGAGCAUGAAGUGAGGUACCAUUGUCUGUAAGCACGUGCUACAUGUGUGUGUGUGUGGAGGCGGGCUGGAGGGAAAUGUGCGUGCAUUUAUCGCACGUUAAAGGAGCUUUAUCAAAUGGUCCCUAUUCUUGUCCAAAAUGGUUUUUUUUUAUUUUCACUCACAGCAAAAACGCAUCUUGUGAUGAGUCUGCUGUUGUGGAGACACUUGAAGGAGUGAAAUGCAAUCGCGUUUACCUAUUUCACCAUCAGAGUGAAAUAAAUGCACACCUCACCUGUGCCUGUGUCUUCACUUUGUGUGAAUGUUGUGACCUAUGAAUGCUGUGUGACUACUGGAUCAUCUGUAACUGAAGUAACGUUCCUUCAACACUGAUCCACAUGCAUACCUGUGUGUUCCUUUAACACUGGUCACCUUAGUCUACUUUCCUGUUCCAAUGAACUUUAGCGUAACCUUUAACUCUGAUCAGGUCAAGUACUG